AUGUUUGCGCGUCAAGCAUUCCGGUGUGCUCAGCCCUUUCAGCCCUUGAAGCAGGGCUUCCGUAAAUACUCGACCGAGGCCCCUAAGAAGAAGUCGUUGGCUCCCAUCUACGCCACCGUCGGUCUUACCGGUGUCGGUGUUGGCUUGUACCGCUACAACUCUGGUGCUGCUACCGCUCCCGUUGACCGUGCCAAGGUCUUCACUGGUGGUGACCAGGGAUGGGUUGACCUGAAAUUGUCGGAGGUUGAGGUCCUCAACCACAACACCAAGCGACUACGUUUCGAGUUCCCCGACAAGGAGGCGGUCUCUGGCCUUCACAUCGCUUCCGCAAUUUUGACGAAGUUCUCGAAGCCUGGUGAGAAGGCUGUUAUCCGGCCAUACACCCCCACGAGCGAUGAAGAGCAACCUGGUUACCUUGACCUUAUUGUCAAGGUGUACCCCAACGGACCCAUGUCGGAACACCUGCACAGUAUGGAUGUCGACCAGAGUCUCGCAUUCAAGGGACCCCUGCCCAAGUACCCUUGGGAUGCGAACAAGCACGACCACGUCUGCCUGAUUGCCGGUGGUACUGGCAUCACGCCCAUGUACCAGCUGAUUCGUCAGAUCUUUAAGAACCCUGAGGAUAAGACCAAAGUUACUCUGGUCUUCGGUAACGUUAACGAGGAAGAUAUCCUGCUGAAGAAGGAACUCGAUGAGCUGGAGAACACCUACCCUCGACGAUUCAAGGCAUUCUACGUUCUCGACAACCCGUCCAAGGGCUGGACUGGCGGCAAGGGUUACAUCACCAAGGAACUCUUGAAGACUGUCCUCCCCGAACCCAAGGAGGAGAACAUCAAACUCUUCGUGUGUGGACCUCCUGGCCUGUACAAGGCUAUCAGUGGAAACAAGGUUAGUCCUAAGGACCAGGGUGAGUUGACCGGUAUCUUGAAGGAGCUUGGGUACGACAAGGAACAGGUCUUCAAGUUCUAG
Molecule: messenger RNA, 969 nt
Organism: Aspergillus tanneri
Lineage: Eukaryota; Fungi; Ascomycota; Eurotiomycetes; Eurotiales; Aspergillaceae
Gene: MCR1
Product: cytochrome b5 reductase family protein
Exons: 4
Coding region: 1-969 (322 amino acids)
Biological process (GO): ergosterol biosynthetic process
Molecular function (GO): cytochrome-b5 reductase activity, acting on NAD(P)H
Source: RefSeq, a predicted model, not a curated record